Peronospora belbahrii is the source of this 1338-nucleotide messenger RNA. The record is from the annotation of a GenBank genome assembly. NCBI's taxonomy places the organism in Eukaryota, Oomycota, Peronosporomycetes, Peronosporales, Peronosporaceae.
AUGUCUUCAUCGUCCCGCUCACUGUAUAUCACGGUUCUAGAGCGUUGCAGCCUCAACCAUCCAUUAAGUAUCCAAUUGUUUGCGUUAUGCUCCUUGGUGCCUCUAGUCUGUGUCUUAUUGUUCUCGUUGGCUCCAUGGUUUGAUGACGAAUCUUUGCGUCAUGUGAGCGAAUUUCAGGACUCUAUCGCUAUCGAGUCCAACUCGUUUACAGUCGACCACUUUGUAGUGUUUAUCGCCAUCUUACCACCUACAAUUUGGCUGCUUUUAGUCCAUAUUGCAUACUCGGAACUCAACUUUGCGCUGCAAUUUUUACGAGUCACCAAUUGCCUCACCGUGAGCUUUGCUCUCACCGUGUUAUUAGCCGAGUUUUUAUCCAGUAGAGCCAUGAUAGCUUUGUUGGCAUUGAUGUAUGCUCUACUGGGGCUCAUGUACUCAUGGUGUGUUCCCAUAUGGAGAUGGUAUCAAGAAGAGGCACGUCGGAAGGGGUUAGUAGGAUUCCUACCUCAGUUCAUGCAAAAACUUUUACUGCAGACUUCACUAUUGGAGUGGCUCACGGACACUAGUUUGUCUGACAAACUCGCUCCUGUUUUACCAUUUUUGUUGCCCUUAACAAGAGCAGAGCAGAUGAGAUUGAUGGAGCAAAUGUCCCCCGAGUCGCAAGUCAUGAUGACCAAGCCAGGACUUAUGCCGUUGCUACCAGAUUUAGUGCAAAAAGUGUUACUACCAGUGCAGGACAGUGACAGUGAUGGCAGCAGUCACAAGAAAGGUGAAGAGGUUAAUGCAAGUGCGAGCACGAUGGAACAGAAUCAAGUGUUGACGAGCCCAAUCUCAACGACUGCAGGGUUUGAUUUCCAUCGGCCAGAUGUGGUUGGAAGUGUACGUACGUUACCUUCUCGUGAACAAGUUUUAAACGAGAUUAUGACGUCUUGGGUGUGGAAUGGAUGCAAGAAGCUCAUGAAAGUACCGACUGCGAAGGUAUUGAACCGCACGGCAGCAAUGUCAAGUGCAUUGUUAGUAAUGCAAUUGUAUGCAUCGCGUCGAAGUCGAACGUUUUGUUUAGCACUUGUCCAAUUGGUAGCAGCGUCGGCAUUAAGCUCAGUUGCCUGUUGUGCCAUUUUCUUGCGCUUGGUCCAGUACCUGGAUACAACAUGGACUUCGGGUCGUGCCAUGCCGUUACUACGCUAUGCACGAUAUUAUUUGUUACGUCAUGGAAACGCAGGAAUAUUUCAAGUUUCUGAUCAACCGGCCCAUGGCGUUUCCAUGAUGCUACGUUCGACUGCUUCAUCAGUUUCAAUAGUGCUUGCUAUGGUGUACUUACUUCGCAAAUUACGACGCUAA